Molecule: messenger RNA, 1122 nt
Organism: Ogataea angusta
Lineage: Eukaryota; Fungi; Ascomycota; Pichiomycetes; Pichiales; Pichiaceae
Exons: 1
Coding region: 1-1122 (373 amino acids)
Biological process (GO): actin filament organization; endocytosis; actin cortical patch localization
Cellular component (GO): actin cortical patch
Molecular function (GO): phosphatidylinositol binding; ubiquitin binding
Source: RefSeq, a predicted model, not a curated record
AUGGGAUUCCUGGAUACUCAUUCGUACACUGCCGUCACCACUUUGGCAAACAGAACCAUUGAAUCGUCCCCAAUUGACUCGGAUGAUGCGUGCAUGGAAAUGGAUCUUCCUGAACUACUGGAAGCUAUCCGUUUGCAGCGCAAUUCCUUGGAACCUGGUCCGGUAGAGGUGGCCAGGGCAAUUCGCAAAAAGUUGAAAUACGGCUCAUUCAAGGAACAGUUCAAUGCUUUGAAGCUUUUAGAGCUUCUGGUCGCAAAUGGUGGCCCAGAGUUGAACCAGUUAUACAAUGACUCCAAGCUGCUUGACCGCCUGAAGUACACCAUUGUGACUCGUCCAGAAGUUUCUGGAGUCGAUCCACGUAUCCGCAAACGUGCCACACAGCUGGCUGUAGGGUGGCGAAACGAACAUGCCAGGACAGGGAACGCAGGAGGCCUAUUUUCACUUGCCUCCUCUGCAUCAGUGGCACGAGCUGUGAGACCGAAGCGGAAAGUGCCAGACUUCAUGAACGACGAGGCCGAUGAGACUCCCUUUGAGGAAGUCUAUGAGACGCCGGACGAGGAGUCCGAUGAUAGCUCUCAAAACAGGCGCCAUGGCUCUUCCAGGACUGCUUCGCGGCUAGUGGCUUCAAUGACAAAUAGGGAGCUUGAUAAGAAGUACAGGAUUCCGCAAAUUAACUACGAAAAAGAGACACCCAAGAUAUACCAGACAAUUGCCGAGGCAAAUGUGUUGUCAACUACGCUAACAAACACGCUCAAAACGCUGGAACCCGAUGAGCUCUCUAUUCAUUCGGCAAAGGCCAACAGGGAUUUCGACAACUGCAGAGCCAUUAGAAGGAAGAUCUUGAGAUAUCUGCAGCUAGUCAACAAAGAAGAGCUCCUGGGGGCUUUACUCAAAUGCAACGAUGACUUGGUGCGGUCUCUACAGCUGUAUGAAGAGAUGGCUGAGCCGCGAGAUGGGGGAGAGACCGACUCGCUAGCAGAUUAUGAGACGAUCAACAGCGAGAGAAGAGAGUCGAGCGUUGCGCCCGCCACAGACACUUCUCAGACAUACCGGUCUGAGAUUAACGAGUUUGACCCUUUCAGCGACCAUAACGAGGUUGCUGUGCCGGCGGAAUGGAAAUAA